Anas platyrhynchos (mallard) is the source of this 1323-nucleotide messenger RNA. RefSeq names its product Rho family GTPase 1 (gene RND1). Gene Ontology annotation, molecular function: GTP binding; GTPase activity. Lineage: Eukaryota; Metazoa; Chordata; Aves; Anseriformes; Anatidae. The record is from RefSeq and is a predicted model, not a curated record. Gene Ontology annotation, biological process: small GTPase-mediated signal transduction.
GCUCGGGCGCGGGGUUGGCGGGCGGGUGGGAGCGGGGUGGGCUCCGCUCGCGCUGCCGCCGCCAUGCGGGAACGGAGACCGCCGGCGGCGGCACCGGCUCGGUGCAAGCUGGUGCUGGUGGGCGACGUGCAGUGCGGCAAAACGGCCAUGCUGCAGGUGCUGGCCAAGGACUGCUACCCCGAGACGUACGUGCCCACCGUGUUCGAGAACUACACGGCCUGCCUGGUCAGCGAGGAGCAGCGGGUGGAGCUGAGCCUCUGGGACACCUCCGGUUCCCCCUACUAUGACAACGUGCGGCCCCUCUGCUACAGCGACUCGGACGCCGUCCUGCUCUGCUUCGACAUCAGCCGCCCCGAAACCCUGGACAGCGCAUCCAAGAAGUGGAAGACGGAGAUCCUGGAUUACUGCCCCAGCACGCGGGUGCUGCUCAUCGGCUGCAAGACAGACCUGCGGACGGACCUGAGCACGCUGAUGGAGCUCUCCCAUCAGAAGCAGGCACCCAUCUCCUAUGAGCAGGGCUGCGCCAUGGCCAAGCAGCUGGGAGCCGAGAGCUACCUGGAGUGCUCGGCCUUCACCUCGGAGAAAAGCGUCCACAGCAUCUUCCGGACCGUGUCCGGCAUCUGCCUCAGCAAAGCCCCCCCGCAGCCCCCCAAAAGUCCCGCACGAAGCCUCUCCAAGAGACUCCUGCACCUGCCCAGCCGCUCCGAGCUCAUCUCCUCCGCCUUCAAGAAGGAGAAGGCAAAAAGCUGCUCCGUCAUGUGAAGGGGGGGGGGGGGGACACAGGGAUGCCUUCCCCCGCACCCCCUCGCCGAGCCCCCAGUGCCUGGGACAGGCUGGGGGCCAAAUGGGGCUGCGGUGCCCCCCCCGAGGAGGAUGGGGUGCUCGCUGCCCUCCCAUCACACCGCUUCCCCCACCAGUGCGUGCUGGGGCCCCGGGGCUGGGGGGCAGCCCCCCCAGAGCUGCCGUGUGUGUGUGUGUAUCAGGUUUUGGGGGGGGGGACACCUGGGGAGGGACCUUGCUCGGUGGCUGCUCCCGAGCCCCCGGCCCAGCGGGAUUCAUCCACGGACUCAUCCUUUUUUUCUUUGAAUGCCCAGUUGGUGUCCGGCUCUGCCCCAUUCCUCAUCUGCUGCUUGGCCCCGAGAUGCCUCGGGGUGGCCCCCCCCCCCCCCCCUCCCUCCAGCCCCAGUGUGGGGAGCGGGGCUCCGGGGAGGGGGCGGCUGUUUUAUAGACUGUCUCUUGGGGUGACUCUGUUCAAUGUUCAGUGUUAUUAAAAAGCUUAUUUAUUAUCAGAAAAAAAAAUAUAACAACUACCCACGUGCAGCA